UGCCCUGCGCCCUGCUCCAGCACAGACCCAGCCGAUUGGUUUGUUUACCCUGAUUUGGAAAGACUCGCGCAGUGCAAUGAAAGCAUGCUUCUCGAUUUCAACAUCUACAACACUGUGACUGAUCCUCAACAUCAUUCAACCAUCUACACUUGCACAACCCCCGGAGACCUUGCCUCCUGGGGUCCAUCCAGCACCAAUUCAUCCGACAGCGGCUCCAGCUCUCCUGUUACGUAUGAGGUUGGCAUUUGGAAAGCCAGCUCCCCGCCGGGGAGUUCGCAGCUUCUCGCUCUGCUGCGAGAUAUGCAUAGCUACCUGAUUGCCAACCCUCACAAGGGAGAAUUAUUCGGCUACUCUAAUCGAGUAAGCGUCGGGGUUUACCUUGGUGGCAGUUUGCAGCUGACUCCCAACGUUGAUUUUGCACUCAAUGAGAUGAUCUCCCUGUCACAAAAUUCCACUUACGACCGGGCAAUCUUGCAAUACUGCGGUUCAAACGCCAAUAAUACUUUGGGUGUGGCAGUUUCAACGAACGGAGACAUCACUACUGUACAACAAUACAUUCAAUCCUGGAGCAAGGCCGACUGUAUAUCGGACUAUGACAGCCACAGUUCUGGAACAACAACCCUGUGGACUAGUCAAACAGGGCUUCGCAACAGUACUGGUGCAUUCACUACUAUUACGUCAAAUACAACUACCUCAUCCCACUCCAGCUGUUCUUAUAUCCAGGUCGUGUCAGGUGAUUUAUGUGCUACACUCGUCUCUGAAUGUGGUAUCACUGCUGCUGAGUUCUACCAAUAUAAUACUGCCUCAGAUCUAUGCUCGACACUGGAAGUUGGACAAUAUGUGUGCUGCUCCUCCGGGGGUUUGCCAGAUUUCUCCCCAUCCGCUUAUAGCAACGGCACCUGUUAUACCUACACAGUCCAGUCCGGUGACACUUGUUCGGCGCUGGCGCAGACUUAUAGCCUCACGGUCGCGGAGAUCGACUCCUACAACAACGAUACAUGGGGCUGGUACGGAUGUGAUGACUUGCAGGCGGGGACCAACAUUUGUCUUUCUACUGGCAAUGCCCCCUACCCGGCAGCUAUAACCAACGCUGUUUGUGGGCCCCAGGUGCCGGGAACCAACUUCACUGAUGCACCCACUUCCUUUUACUGGGCUCAGUUAAACCCGUGUCCUCUAAAUGCAUGCUGUGAUGUCUGGGGUCAGUGUGGUACUACCCCGUUGUACUGCAAUGACACGCGAGCUUCCACAGGGGCCCCAGGUACCGCAGCCGCUGGCUCAAAUGGUUGCAUCUACAAUUGUGGAACGAACAUUACCAACUAUGCCGAGGAGCCGUCUGGAUAUGAUGUGAUUGGUUAUCUGGAAGCCAGCAGUGUCAACCGUACGUGUCUCAGAUGGCAGGCCUCUGACGUGAAUACUACGAAGUAUACGCAUGUCAAUUUCGGCUUUGGAAACAUUGCAUCCGACUUCUCUAUCAAUGUAGAUGGGAUGGAAUCAGAUUUUAAUCUUUUUCUGAAACUGGUUGGGACUAAGCGAAUCUUGUCCUUUGGUGGAUGGGACUUUUCUACGAGCAGCAGCACGUAUAUGAUAUUCCGUGAGGGAACCGCUGCGGCAAAUCGUGAGACCUUCGCGACGAACGUGGCCAAUUUCAUUACUGAGAAAGAACUUGAUGGAGUCGACUUCGAUUGGGAGUAUCCUGGGGAGCCUGAUAUCUCCGGGAUUCCGGCAGGUGGUUCAGAUGAAGGCGAGAAUUACCUGGAAUUUCUGAAAGUCCUGCGUGCACUCGUGGCCAAUGAUACAAUCAUUUCGGUAACUGCUCCGUCAUCGUACUGGUAUCUGAAAGCCUUCCCAAUCGCUGAGAUGGCCGAAGUCGUUGACUAUAUCAAUUACAUGACUUACGAUCUUCAUGGUAUCUGGGAUCUGGGCAACGAAUAUUCGCAAUGGGGUUGCAGCGAUGGAGACUGUUUGUUCUCGCAUGUGAAUAUGACGGAAACAAUGUGGGCAUUGGCGAUGAUCACCAAAGCUGGGGUAGCGACAAAAGACAUUCGCGUCGGUGUCUCCAGCUACGGCCGUUCCUUUCAUAUGACCACCGCGGGCUGCUAUGAGUCGUGGUGUACAUAUGAUACUGCGGGCGCCGCAGGACCCUGCACUGACACAGCCGGAUACAUCGCUGAGGCCGAGAUGGAGGAGAUUCUAGCCUCGGAUACGACGACCCAGACUUACUCCACGUACGACACUGAUAUUCUGGUUUAUAACGAGACCCAAUGGGUAGGCUACAUGAAUUCCACUACGCGCGCGAGCCGGAUGGCAUACUACGAGCAGUUCAACUUCGGUGGCACGGCCGAGUGGGCCAUUGACCUG
This is a messenger RNA of Aspergillus eucalypticola CBS 122712, 2358 nucleotides long. RefSeq names its product glycoside hydrolase. Lineage: Eukaryota; Fungi; Ascomycota; Eurotiomycetes; Eurotiales; Aspergillaceae. The record is from RefSeq and is a predicted model, not a curated record. The annotation marks the transcript as partial. Gene Ontology annotation, biological process: carbohydrate metabolic process. Gene Ontology annotation, molecular function: chitin binding; hydrolase activity, hydrolyzing O-glycosyl compounds. The transcript has 2 exons.